GAACAGACGGCAUACGUACUAGUAGGUUCAAACUUUUUUUGCAGUUGUAGUUUCUCUAAACCUUUCACUUUGUUGCAACUGGCAGUCAAUACGGAAGAGUUGUGCUUUUGGGAUCUACACGUCUGUUGCAAACAGGUCUUUAUGGGAAAAAAUUAUGGAAAGAUUCCAAAACUGAAAGAUAUUGCCCCAUUUGUCGAUACUCUGUGGACAACCGAAGGUGGAUGCUUCAUCCUGGAUAAAAACGGAUGCAUAUACUCAGUUGACAACGAGUUCGCUGUAGAACGGGUCGUGGAAGUAUCCUUUCAAGGAAAGAACGUUCCUACAAUUUCGUGGUAUAAAGGAGGUUUAGUAGUGGCUGGGCCGGAUAACAACCUAAGACAUUACAAAAAAUCUGGAGCUUGGACUUGUGACUGGACUAUUCCUCUAGAAGUUGGACUGAACUAUAUGAUGAACAACAGAACAGACUAUCUGAUUGCUAUCGAUGCUAAUAACGAUAUUGUGAAAAUCAGUAAUACAGAUGGUUUAACUUAUUUAAAGCCAAGUAUGUGCGGUAUCACAGAUUUUUGUUUGGUGAAUCCUGUGGGAGAAUAUAUUGUAGCGCUGAGAAAUGGAAAAUUUCUGACCGUUUUCGAAGUGGAAACGGGAAAAUCAAUAUCAAAUUUCACCCUCCAAGGUGAAGUUGUGAAACUGAGAGGAAAUAAUUAUUUUCCUUAUCUGGCGGUCGGAUAUGACAAAGGAUAUAUGGAAUUGAUAUCUACUUAUAACCAAGAGAAACUCUCUGUGUUGGCGUCUUUCCUUUUGGGUUCUACUCCUAUUCAGCAAGUGAAAUUUUUCGAAGAGGGCAGGAUAAUCGUUGCAGGAUGUUUAGAUGUGGGCGAUAUUUUUGUCAUCGAGGGAAUUCCUGGGACCCAUAUGAAAGUCAUCGCUCACGUAGAAGUCAAGCGUCAAAUUGUCGACUUACGAAAUGAUUUUUCGGAAUAUUAA
Leptinotarsa decemlineata (Colorado potato beetle) is the source of this 984-nucleotide messenger RNA. Its product is annotated as cilia- and flagella-associated protein 43. Gene Ontology annotation, molecular function: protein binding. NCBI's taxonomy places the organism in Eukaryota, Metazoa, Arthropoda, Insecta, Coleoptera, Chrysomelidae. Gene Ontology annotation, biological process: cilium assembly. Gene Ontology annotation, cellular component: axoneme. The record is from RefSeq and is a predicted model, not a curated record.